AUGGGUUCUACAUUAUCUAAAAAAUAGAAAUCUGGUUUGAUUUUGUUUUGUGUUGGAACAGGUUUUUUAAUUGGAAGAUUAUAUUAUAACGGCAAAUUCAAUAAGGAACCGGAACCUUAAAGUAAACAAGAAGAUAGUGAGACAUAUACCUAAAUUCAAAUUUCCAAUUUUCCGAAGGAUUCUGUUCAAGUCAACGAAUAACUAUUACAAAAGGCUGCGAAAUAAAUCAAGGUUGAAUUCCAAGGACACUUGUUAUCUAUGAAUACAAUUAUCUAAAUAUUUCAAAGAUCAAUUGAUCUAGUCAAACCUGAAUAUAGAGAGAUUACACUUAACAAUAGAGAAUGUAUUUUUAUAUAAUAUCACUCUAGAGAGAAGAGAAGCAAAGGCAAAAUCCAACAGUUCAUUGUAUCAAUAAUUGAAAAUUUAAUAGAAAAGAAAUAAAUUGAUCUUUGUUAAUAUCUAUAAAUUUCAGAGGAAGUGCUCUAGGAAAGUGCAAUGUCAUUAGAGGAGAGUGGAUAAUAUCAACAAUUCGUUAUGAUACAAGCAACACAAAGAAUACAAAUCAAAGAAUCCAUACCAAACAAAAAAACCUUGUCAGUAGAUGACUUAAAAAAAGUACUCAGCUUCUAGGUACAAAUUUUGAAUAAGAAACCAAAAGAAUUGGUUUAAAUGAUUCAAGCUCUAUCACAGGCUAACUAAUAUAAUCAAAUAUUAAUCCCUAUGGCAAUUAAUACAAUUCUAUUUGAUUACUGCUAUGAUGAAUUCUAAAUUGAAGAAGAAGACUUGAUGGUAAUGAUCUAGAAUUAAAAUAUCUUUGCUGAUUUGAAAGUAUAGAGUUUGCUCCAAUAAUUAGAGAUGAUUAUAUUUUAAUUGAUGGGUGUUGCUUGA
Paramecium tetraurelia is the source of this 888-nucleotide messenger RNA. RefSeq lists its product as uncharacterized. The record is from RefSeq and is a predicted model, not a curated record. NCBI's taxonomy places the organism in Eukaryota, Ciliophora, Oligohymenophorea, Peniculida, Parameciidae. The transcript has 5 exons.